This is a messenger RNA of Scophthalmus maximus (turbot), 3170 nucleotides long. RefSeq names its product photoreceptor outer segment membrane glycoprotein 2-like. Gene Ontology annotation, biological process: visual perception. The record is from RefSeq and is a predicted model, not a curated record. Gene Ontology annotation, cellular component: membrane. The transcript is spliced from 4 exons. Lineage: Eukaryota; Metazoa; Chordata; Actinopteri; Pleuronectiformes; Scophthalmidae. Bases 1166 to 2275 code for a protein of 369 amino acids.
UCACUGUUUCUUCUCAUGAAGAACUUUAUUCAUGUUGUUUGUAAUGAACAAACUCGUAGACAGGAAGUGAAAGUGAUUCAGUUGAUCAGGACCGAGACAGAACCACAUCACAUCCUGGUCCAGGUUCAGGACCCUUUGUCGUCCAGACCACAUUUCACCUACACUCUGCCAUUUGCCCCAGAAGCUUCCAGGUCUCCACGGAACCAUCAGGUCACUACGGAGACCAUCAGGGGGAAAUCGAACCUUCUGAGCUGGACAAUCAUUUUUCUUCUGAACUCUUCACCAGGCGACCUCAUGAAACUGUCGGCACUGGGACAUGGAGUUCUGCUGCUGCUGGUCGCUCACCGCUCUCUGCUCCUGAAGUCUGAGCUGCCCACAUGUUCCUCUGUCCACUGACAUGCAGGAUGUCCUGAGUGGACUCCGUCCAGCGUCUCCUUGCCGAUGGUCCAGCUGGUGAAUGGGGGGGGGGGAUUUCUCAGCUCAUUACAAGCCUGAUUAGCUGUAAGGAGAUUAGAGGUGCAGGACACCAAGUUACAGGCACCUGAAAAAUCUUCUCUGCCCCAAUAUUUGCUUCACGGCUCAAACUGUGGUCGAGGACUCCGGCCGGAGGACGACGGAGGUCGGAGGGGAAACGGACGAGCCACAGGAGUUGUACAUCUUUAAGUGGAGAAGCGGUGACAUGUUGGCGCCGUGGUGGAGUCGUGGACAGUCAAGUACCUAAAAUACCUCAUUAAGCUCCUUACGACGCUGUGCACAGCCGUCAGCGCUCUUCACCGAUGCCCACACUGAACCUCCUCCCAGACCCUGUGCACUGGAUGAGAGAACUACACCUUGACAGGACCAUAACGGACCAUGAGGCCACAGUCCUGGGCAGCAAAGUGAAACGUUCCCGUCUGUCCAGCAGAACCAAACAUUUCAACUCCACUCGUCUUCUGAUGCUUCACACGUUCACGUUGAUUGGUGGAACGAGGCGCCAUGUGAACGUUUGAGCUGAGGAGCUCAACAAGCAGCUCGGAGGAAUUCAGAGGAUAACGAAAAUAGAAAUAGGUUCAUUUCACAUCUUAGGUUUGUGAUGCAGCAGCUCGUGGCUGUAAGUCGAGCAGCACCUUGAGGCAGCAUGACUCUGAGCACUUGGACGUGAUACACAUAAAACCAGAGGACCAACAUGGUGGUCGGGAAGGUGACCUUCACCAAGCUGGAGAGAGAGAAGCUAGCUGAGGUCCUCUGGCUGCUCAACUGGAUCUCUGUCAUGACGGGGGCCACACUCUUCGGCCUGGGCCUGUUCCUCAAAAUUGAGAUUCUGAAAUGGCAGGAAGUGAUGUCAGACCAGGGGAUCCUCUAUGUGCCACACAUGCUGAUCACCACAGGUCUGGCGGCCUGCUGUAUCAACUUCCUGGGUGGGAAGAUUUGCCUGGACUGUGCUGACACCAACAAGUUCCUCCGCUGGAAGCUGGUGAUGAUGCCAUACGUCAUCUGCACCUUCUUCUUUACCUCCUGUGUCCUGGUGGGGGCGCUAAUGUGCUAUAGCAUCCGUGGUCAGUUGGAGGAGUCUCUGUUCCUGGGCCUGAGGAGCGCCAUGCGGUUCUACAAGGACACGGACACGCCAGGCCGCUGCUACCUGAAGAGAACUCUGGACCUGCUUCAGAUCCAGUUCCACUGCUGCGGGAAUGCUGGGUACCGGGACUGGUUCCAUGUCCAGUGGAUCAGCAACCGGUACCUGGACAUGACCAGCAGCGCUGUGGUGGACCGUCUGAGGAGUAACGUGGAGGGGAAGUACCUGGCGGACGGCGUUCCCUUCAGCUGCUGCAGCACCUUCUCCCCUCGGCCCUGCAUCCAGCAGCAGGUCAGCAACAGGUCGGCCCACUUCAACUUCGACCGACAGAGCCAGCAGCUGAACCUGUGGAGGAGAGGCUGUCGACAGGCGCUGCUUGAACACUACACUGGCAUCAUGCAGUCCAUCGGCCUCACCGUGCUCCUCAUCUGGCUGUUUGAGCUGCUGGUUCUGACAGGAGUCCGUUACCUGCAGACGGCCAUGGAGAACGUUCUCCGGCUGGGCGACCCGGACUCCGAGUCGGAUGGUUGGAUUCUGGAGAACAGCCUUGCAGAAACAGCUCGGUCCAACUUCAACAUCAUCAAGAACCUGGGGAAGUGUUACCAGACGGACAACGACCCGAACAUCAACGUCCCGACCCCCGCUGUUGAGCAGGAGGUGCCGUCCCAGCUCAGGCCUGAGGGGUCAUUGACCUCAGGAACACCUCAAGUUCAAAACCUUUGAGGCCACACCCACAAUUCUUCAGGACUCGUUUCUGAUUUCUGCCUCCACAAGAACAAAGCAAGGUUUAUGUCCUCACCGCUGACUGACGACAACAGUCACAACUUUUGAACCAACUGAUAUUAAAUCAAAUAUUGAACUCAUAUGGUCAUAUCACAGACUGAAUGUCAUAAUGUUAAUUUGGGUUAUUACUUGAAAAGGAUCUGAUGUUCAGUUUCCUGCAGCAACUCUUUAAGGCCCCUUCCUCCCAAUGAAGCCCAUUCGGCUCUGAUUGGCCGGCUGGCUCCACUCUGUUGUGUUUUCUCCUGUUACCUCAGACUUUGGGCUUUUGAACUUUGCUGAACUUUUAUAUCCGCAACAAACCUAUAACACACUUUAAAGCUACAGGUGCUAUACUGAGAAAUCAAUAUCAUAUAUGUGAUUGGUAAUCAAUAGCAAUCAUUCGACAGUGACGAAUGGUGAAUCUUUACUUCCACUGGUUCUGUACGUUUCUGGUGAAAAGAGGAAACAACCUGAUUGAUGAAUGGAACGGACCUAAUGGGCUGUGAUUGGUUCGUCACACCGCUGCAUCACAGUGACACGCUCGUACGUUGGCCUUAACAGGACAUGUGACUGCAACAUCCUGUAGCUGCACACUGAUCAAUAACACACCUGAUGGUGGCGCUAGGUGAAAAUCACCUGAGUGUUUGAAGCUGAUUGGUCACAGAUGUUGAAACACUUCAGCCAUGAACUCGAGGCCUUCGUCCAUUUUCUGUUUCCUCCGUUUCUUUUUCCUCUUCUGUUAGCGUAGCUCCGUCAUGUUUGAUGUGGACAGAUUUUCUGUUUGUGAUUCGUCACAAAAUAAACAUGUUUAAACAAUGUCAGUGUGUGUGUGUGUGUGUGUGUGUGUGAGUGUGUG